CCUGCGCAGCAUCCCCUCAGACGCUCCAAGAUCACAUCUCGCGAAAAGUAAUGAUUAUUUCGGUCUACGGGCGCCUAGUUCCGCGUAUUCCCGUAGUGGCGCUGCGAGUCGAACGGGAGUGGGAAGGUGUACGUACCUCAAUAGAGUCCAGUUAAAACGUAAUUUUAGUUCUUGAAAUUGAAAAAUUGCGGAUGUAUCGUUACAAGUGUAUUGUAGCGGACGCGUUACAUACGUUGCGAUUGAAAUUCGCAUUGGAUCCGCGUUCGGUUGUGCUAAAUCGUUUUAUAACGUACGCCGUCGUCCAUUAUACCGAGUGAUUUAACACGGAUAUGGAGGACAGGAUCGACUCAAUAAAUUAGUGUUAUGUGCUGAUCGAAUAAAAUGUGCAAGUUAUUGUUGAAAGUGCAUCGACCGUGUACAAACUGGUGGUAUGCCGACCGGGUGCUACGAUGCACGAGCGAUCGCCACACUCCUUAGGAUAGGGCUCGUAUUGACUCGCGAUACUGAGAUAUAAAGGACAUGUUCAUUUAUGAAUCAAUUACUUAUUGACAAUAAAUUAUUGCACCACAAGAUGCUAAUAAACCCAACGGGGCGGACAAAAUCGACCGCACCGUGCGGCCCACACGCGAAAAACAUCUGAAAAUAUAUAUUCACUCCCUAAUGGCGCUGGAUAAAAUUCUUCUCUUCAUUGCCUUUUUCGCGGUCGUCAGCGCGGAGUACAAUGAGGUGGAAGCAAAAAAUAAAACGCAAGAAACCAUGGCGGCGAAAAGGGAGCAAAGAGCCAGGUUCGCGGCACCGGAGCCGGUGCGCGGCUCGUUCCAGAAGCUGAGCCACCUCAUGAACAGGACCGAAGACAGGAAUAGCAGGCGCAGGAAGCAGAAUAUCAAUAAAAUAUUGCAACUGAAUCGAAAACACAAAGCGCCAAAUGACGAUAUGAUGAACGACAACGAAGGUGCCAUCGCGAUUAACCAGAAGUCUCCAGGAGACAACGACACAAAUACACUGGCGGACAAGAUGAAGGCUCUCAGACGAGAAGGGCCGACGUACGAGGCGAUCUAUAAGAACAAUUACGUGCCCCAAGUGACAGGAGUGUUCUGUGACUUCGAGAAGCACAACGAUUCCGUAGAUAUGUGUAAAUGGCAAUGGAACUCGACCGUUUCCAACCACGGUCUGGGUUUUCGUGUGGUGACGGCGGCUGAUAUCGUGGAAAUGAACAUGACGACGAGAGGUCUCAAAUUUUCCGGACCGCAGACCGAUGCUGAUGGAAAUAAGGAAGGUCAUUUCCUGUAUCUUCCGGUGGAUCCCACGAUGGAGAACAUGGUGAUUAAGUCACCACCAUUUCGAGGUCUCUGGGAAUUUUGUAAGUUCGAAGCUCGUCUUCACCAAAAUAAGAUGCAAAAUGCAAGUAUAAGGCUGGUCUCCGAAUCUACAAUUUCCGAAGUGCAAUGGAUUCUUCAAGAAGUCGCAGGAAAUAAUUUCGAUAGUUGGCAGCCCUUGCGGUUCAUGAUUGGUAAAGUCCAGCAGGAAGUGCGUAUAAUAGUCGAGGUAACCAGACCGAGUUACGUGAGCCUUACGCAGACUCUACCACAUAUAGCGCUCGACAACAUCCGCAUGGUGGAGUGUUUACCUGAACCGCCGGUGUUCAAUGGUGAAUGUCAGAACGGGCAGCUUAAGUGCAAAAUUAUGAAUAAGGAUUCCUGUAUCAAGCUGCAGCAAGUUUGUGACCUUGUGAAAGACUGCGAUGAUGGCAGUGAUGAGAACCAGAAUUGCGACAAAAUGCCGUACGGCUCAUAUUGUAAUUUCGAGCAAGACUCAUGCGGCUUCGAGAAUGUUCCUCAGCCGAUCCUAAAAUGGUCGCGUCACAGCGGUCCCACGCCCACUGACAAGACAGGCCCGAACUACGACCACACGUGCGGCCCAACGCUGGUGUACACCACGGCCAACCCCAUGGUGCCGCUCUCACCCGCGCACAUGAACUACACCCUAACAACGUGCGUCGGCUACUAUUUCUUCGUGAACAUGAAUGUAACCGGACCGAAUAAGGAGAGGGCUGACUUCGCAUCUACUGCGGUUAUGAAAACCGUCAUCUUCAAUCCGCCGCCUAAGCUUCACGGAGAUAUUAACUCUAGAUAUUAUAACUGCUGCAUGAUUCGAUUUUACUACCAACAAAAUGGUCGCAACUACGGCUCUUUAAGCGUUGACGUGGUCGAACUGACUCCGAGAGGAAAUAUCACCACGUCACUCUGGUUCUCCACUAAGGAUAAAGGGGAGAAUUGGUACAGAGCUGCCAUUUUUCUGCCAAAUAUAACGCGAAGGUACUAUUUCAUCUUCAAAACUCGCAUGGGCAUGCGGAUCUACUCGGACUCUGCGAUAGAUGACUUUUCGAUGGCACCCGAAUGUUUCGGCCUAAACAUAAACUCCACAGCGUUAGGAGAUUACAAUUAUUACGAUCCCAUAUUCGAAGAGAAGACCACGCCUCAUCCAGAUUUCGUUGAUGCUACAUAUUACCGUUUCUCCACCUGCGGUACCACGGGCCGUUACGGUCCAAAUCAGACCAUGUGUGACAUCGCCUACAACAAUACGCCCGUAGCGGUAACGGUGCUGCAAGGCAAGCCCUACCAGGGGAUACAAGUGUGGGAGGUGCCUAACGAGGGGUUGUAUACCAUCCUGGCGACGGGCGCGUCGGGCGGGCUCGGCUCCAUGUGGGCGGGCGUGUCGCACGCGGCGCAGGCGCGCGGCCUGUUCGAGCUGCACCGCGGGGAGCGCCUCUACCUGCUGCUGGGCCAGCAGGGCAUGAACGCCUGCAAGAAGACUCUGUCGGCGCAGGAGAGUCAGGAGUGUUCCAGGAGGGAUUCCAAUGAGACGGCUAUCGUGUUCACGAGUAAGACGCACGAGGUGCGCAACACGCACGUGAACGACGGCGGGGGAGGGGGAGGGGGUGCUACGUUCGUCUUCCUGUUGGACAAAGAAGGUCAGCCUAUACCCUUGCUGGUGGGAGGCGGUGGAGGAGGUCUAUCAGUGGGGGUUUUCAGGGACGACGGUUCACAGCACGCUCGAGGACGAACAAAUACCACGCCGGAAUCUGGCUACAUGUACGGCCAGCCUGGGAAGACUUCUGGUGCUGGUGGAGGAUGGAUAUCUCGGCCAGGCCCGAUAACGCCAGGCUUUGAACUGGUUCGUGGCACGUCCCUAAGGGAAGGAGGAUUCGGUGGUGCGGCGUGUUCUGGGGGAGCCCAUGGGGGCUUCGGUGGCGGGGGUGGGGGAUGUCUGAGAGGAGGUGGCGGUGGAGGAUGGGUUGGUGGUAACACCAAUGAGGGUGAUGGGCAGCACGGUGGAGGGGGAUGGUCAUAUGUGGACAUCAGCCGGGGGAUAAAAGAAUAUGCGGAAGUCAAUAUGGCCUUGAGAACUGGCCCUGGUGAAGUUUUGGUGGUUCCGGCUAUACAUAAAUGCGGCUGCAACUACCGAUGUGUCGCGAUGAACGAAUACAGGAGUGAAGUGAAGUGCUAUUGCCCGUCGUCUUGGUCCACGGACGCCAAUGACCCCACCAAGUGCAUAUUGGAGGAAGGCUGGCCCCAAAUGUGGCUGAUAAGCCUUAUAGUACUAUCUAUCAUCGUGGUGCUGUGUCUCGGAGUCAUAUUCGUGGUUUCUCUUCAUUUUUACAAUAAAUAUCAACGUAAGAAAGAAGAGGAUCUGAUACAGAAACAGAUAAGACAGCAGGAGUUACAGCUACACAGAUUAAGAACGGCUCCUGGAGGCGACAAUACCCUGAACAUGGCCUUCAACCCGCACUACGGCAGCGAGAGCUUCCUCCCUCAGGGGGUCGACGUCAGAGGGCUGCCAAAAGUAGCCAGGGAGAGUUUGAAGCUUGUCAAGGCGCUCGGGCAGGGCGCGUUCGGCGAGGUGUACCAGGGGCUGUACCGCCACCGCGCGGGCGACGCGCUGGAGAUGCCCGUCGCCGUCAAGACGCUGCCCGAGCUGUCCACGGGGCAGGCCGAGUCCGACUUCCUCAUGGAGGCCGCCAUCAUGGCCAAGUUCAACCACCCCAACAUCGUGCACCUCAUCGGCGUCUGCUUCGACCGCCACCCCAGGUUCAUAGUUCUGGAGCUACUGGCCGGUGGGGAUUUGAAGAAUUUCCUCCGAGAGAGUCGUCCCCGACCGGAGAGGGCCAGCGCUCUUACUAUGAAGGACCUCUUGCUUUGCGCGCUGGAUAUAUGCAAAGGAUGCAAGUAUUUGGAAGCAAAGAGAUUCGUUCACAGGGAUAUAGCUGCGCGCAAUUGUCUACUGACUUCCCGCGGACCCGGACGAGUUGUGAAGAUAGCUGACUUCGGCAUGGCCAGAGACAUCUACCGUUCUGACUAUUACAAGAAAGGGGGGAAAGCCAUGCUGCCUAUUAAAUGGAUGCCCCCCGAAGCCUAUAUAGAUGGGAUAUUUACGGUCAAAACGGAUGUCUGGUCCUACGGCGUGCUACUUUGGGAAGUUUUCUCGCUGGGCAUCAUGCCGUACACCGGCUGCGCGAACCGAGAGGUUAUGCAGAUGGUAUCUGGUGGCGGGAGACUGGAAAAACCACCUGGCUGUCCGCCUGACGUAUACAGGCUGAUGUGUGAGUGUUGGAACCCUGCCCCCACCGAGCGACCUUCCUUCGCUCAGAUGUUCGACAGACUACAGAGAUUAGUGCAGGAUCCAGAAAUAACGGACGCACCUCUCCCGCUUCUAUGCUCAUAUCUUGCACCCCCUGAAUUACCUGAAGCUAAUGGACCACAGCGCUCGGCGGGCGACUACCUCGUGCCACUAUCGCCUCAGGACCAGCCGGGGGAUGCUAGCCCAAUGGAUCCGUUGGUACUUCAUAGCAAAUCGCUAACGGCGACACAAGAGAAGGCAGAAAUAGAGGAUUCACAAUAUCAACAUCUUCUGAAAGCAUCACAAGAAUAUGGCAACAUUCCAAUGGCGUCGUUGGGCGCGAACGUGACCGUCAGCGCAAAACGCGACGUCUCCACUGCUGCCAACGUGGAGACAAGGACCAACACAAAAUUUCUGCCGUCUAACUCGACUGACAGGUUAUUAAGUUCAGUGGAAGGCACAUCAAUGGACGACGAUACGGCCUCAGAGACAGAUGAAAAACCCGCUGUCUGGGAGACUUCUUUCACCGAAAUCAGACCCAAGACUCCCUCUGUUGAACCCGCACUGAGCACAGACCCUGGACCCACCGUCGACAAACUUAUAAGCAUAACGCCGACGUCACCAAAACCUCCAGAAAACGUCCUGUCCCAGGCGAUAGAGUCUUCUGUCAUCGACAAAACAAAUAUCAGCUCUCUCACUGUUGACAAGAAAGCGGCGCCAAUCGCUUCCCCCGACCCCCCUCGAAUAAACGCUUGGAACAAAGAUCCUCCAAAACUGUUGCCCAAAGCAAAACCACUGUGCUUAGACGCAGCUCAAUUGGAACAAAACUUAAAUGCUCUGAAGAAAAACAGCGGUUCAGUUAACUUAACAACUAUGAAUACAAUGAGAAUUCUUCCGCCUUAUAUAAACGUGGUCACUCCGAAUAAAUUGUCAGAAUCGAAGACGAUUCAAAUCGACCCGAAGAAAGCGGUUAUACAUGAUCUCCAAUCACCCCAGGAACCGGAAGCGAAGGAUGAUAAAGGGAAGUUGAAGCAAUCGAGUUCCGCGGCAAGUCUGCUUAACGGACCCAUGACAGACGUACCUUACGCCGACAGCGACAAUGCGUCCUCCAGCUCGGGCAGUAACGCACAGAAUAUGGUUAAUAAUAAAAAAAAUAAAAAUUACCCCGAAAUAGUGAUUGGAAGUAAAAAAGUUAUUAAACAGGGUAGCAACGGGGAAUUCGGUGAUUCGGAAAUUAGUUGUUAAGAACACUAAAAAAUAAAAUGGCCACCUAUCGAACGUCUAAUUAUCUUGUGAUGAAGUGAAGUGUCGCCGUUUGGACGUUUUUAAAUUAGGAAAAAUGCAUAUAUUGGCUCUGGUUUGUAAAUAUAAAGUACGUUUUUAAUAAAUAACAUUCACUGUAAGAAUUGUUUUUAUCAAUUGUUGUUUUGAAUACUUUUCAAUCUAUGACAAUCUGUUAAGUUUGAAUUGAGAUUUUAUUUAAAAUGCUUCCUAAGUGCUUAGUAUUAUAAAUAGUUUAUUAUGGUUGCUCAAUUUGCUCAAUUUGUUGCCAAAUUAGAACAAUAAAUUUAGAUUUUUCUAUGUAACCACAAAGUAUAGUUAUUUCUUAUUGAUAUUUUUGUAUGUUUGGACUCGCUUGGGUAGCAAAAUUUUGAAAUAUUUUUAAUCUAUAUCAUACAACAUGACCACAGCCGGACAUACGCACACAGUGGUACUUACUAUAACAUUUUAGUAAUAUCUUUCACAUUAAAUUUAGAAAAGAAAUUUAUAACUUUAAGCGAAUUUCAUUUAAUGAGUUAUAUACACAGAUAAUAUAUUGAAUACAUAUAUUUUCAUUUUAUACUCUAUGUCUAAUUGAGUUAUAAUUAAAUAUUUGUUUUAUUUAAUCUGUGCCAAAAUGACUAAUUAGAAAAAGUAGUAAAGCUUACAUAUUUGUAAAUAAUAUAUAAAGUAGUGAUUUGUGUAAUUCCGCCCCGGCUAAGAUAUAAAAUGAAAAUAACGUAUGUUAUGUUAAAUUUAGAUGUAGAGAAAAAGCGUUAUUUUAAUUUUAUUUAUAUUAUAAAAAAAUAUGUUAUCUGUGGUGUCGAUGUUUUCGUUUGACGUAUAUGAACUAAAAUAUUAAACCGUUAAAGGAUUAGAAAAUAAUUAUUGUAGGAUAUUUCGAAACGGUUUUUUGCAACAAUUUUAAUUUUAAUUUUUGAAACAAGAACAUUUUCAAUAUAUAAUAUUAUUCCAUAAUAGUUUUUCCAGGCAGCACUGUUUAAAAAAAGGAAUUAGUCAUUGACAGCCCAAGGUGGUUAAAAUAUAAAAAAUAAAUUUAAUAGUUUUAUCAUACAUAAUAUAUAUGUCAUAUGAAAAAUAUGUGUGUAAGUUACAUACAUGGAUGCUUUAAUUAAAUUUUAAGAUAGAAUUAUAAGUAAAAAACUAUAGAAUGAGUUUUUAUUUGAAUGAAGUUAUCAUUUGUUCAUCAGAGUAGUGCCAAAAAUGCCACAGCUUAUACUUGCAUUUAUAAUUUAAUCUGUUUAGGCACGAAAUGACAGGGUAUUUUGAUUUUAUUUGAAUUGGUUCGAAGUGAGUUUAUAUACAAAUAUAUAAAUUAAUGUGAAAAUUGCACAUUAUGUAAUUAUUUGUAGUAUAUAUUUUAAGAUUCUUCUCUUUUAAAUACCCGUCUAUAAUUUAUUGUACAGAUUUAAACAUGUUAGUUAUAGGAAUUAAAAUUUUCAUUAAGAUUUAAAUAUAUACUACGAAAAAAAAAUACAUUAUACUAUAUAAGUAUUAUUUAAUUAAGGCACGGUUUUAAUUGUUGAAUGAAUUUAACGUAGAUCUAAACUAAAUUGUUAUUAUGUGUUUCUAAAUGACUAGAGUCGAUGGUAUUACAGAUAUUAUCUGUAAUAUAAUACAGAUAAUAUAAAAAAAUUAAAAUUAUAUAUUUAACAGACCCUUGACCUUUCAAUUAUCAUAACAAUACAAUGAAGUAUUGUUCUCUUUAAGUUUGUAAAUUAUAUGUCUUAAGGUCAUAAAAAAUCCCGCCAUUUUUACAGUCAAAAAAAUUAACGAAAUUAUUUUAUAAUUAUUGUAAGUAAGAAUUAAGUAUUUUAAAAUAUAAAAUUACGAUUUUAAAUAAAUAAUAUGUUAAACAAUUAACGUUUGUUAUAGUGCGUUUAAUAAUAAUUUUAAUUAUAAGUUGGUGUUAAUUUUUUUAAUGCGCACAAGGCAAGCAAUGAUUAUUUAAAAAAAAAAUCUGAAAUACUAUCGACUCGAUAAUUUUACACUUCGUACCCCGCUUUUAACGCAUUUUUUUUUUGAAAUAAGAAUUCGCACUAAAGGUACGGUAGCAAAAUAAACUGUAUCUUCUUCUAGGGAAAUUAUCAAAAUUGUUUAAAUUGUUCAAUAAAUUAUUUUAAUUCAAGAGUAAUUAUAGCGGAGUUUGUUUGUUAAAAUUAUAUUUUCACGCAUAUACGUUAAGUACAAUUACGACCGAGUUAUAACAACAUCCUAACAAAUAUUUUUAAUUAAAAUACAAUUUAUUAUAAUUAUCAUUUAGGCGUAGAAAAUUGCCGAUAUAUCAGGUUUUAUUGUUUUAUUUAUUUUUUAUCAAUGAUAAUGUCUCCACAGGCUUUUGAGUGUGCCAUUUUCAUGUUUCCGUUAGUUUCUGCUCCGCUAAUUUCCAAUAUCUAAUACACACAGACACAUAUAAGUACAAAAAACUAUAUAUAUAUAUAAAGAUCUAAACCGACUAAUAUAAUUGUAACGUCUUUAUAUUGAGAGCCGUGGAUCCUCAAAGUAAGAAACUGUAAAUAAUAUAACCUACUGAGUUAAGACCUCUCCGUUCGAAGAUUAAAUGGGUUUUCGCGCCAUACAUCGAUUUUACAUGAUAUUGUUAAUACAUACAGUUGUUACUGAGUUUUAACUUUUCGGGGUCCAAGGUCUUAGUCUCGUCCUGGACUCCUCGCAUACAUGCCAACGGACCUACCGUUUCCGUCGGUAUACAAGCGAACUCCGCUGUAUUUAAUGGAAACUUGGAAUUAUUUUUUAAUUUAGUUUUAUCGAAUAUUUUUAUUAAUUUUAAUUUCAGGGUGUUAUAAUUAUUUUAUUGUAUUAUAAUAAAAAAAUAAUUUUGACUACAGCUACGAACUGCGCAAUUUUUUUGCGAAGUUAAUUGUAAUAAUAUUUAAUAUAAGUGGUCCAUUUUCUUAGUUUGUAAAAAUAUUAUUGUAACAAGAUUGAUGUCAGUGGUAAAUUAAAUUGUUUGCAAAUAAGUGAAAAUGGAAGUAAUAUUUGCUUUAUAUUUUUUGCUCAUAGGUCGAAACAACACAUUUAAAAAAAAUGCUAAUAAGGGAACGAACAUUGACGUGCACUAAUAAAAAAAAUCGAAAUAAGAAUAUUCCAGUUCAGGAUUCUAAGUAGCCAAACACGAAAACAAUUUUGAAUGAAGCAUUUAUAUUUAUUUAAUUUAUCUCUAUACUUUUUAAUUAAAAAAUAGUCAAACAUUUUAAAAUAAAAUGCAAACACUUUUAUUACUGUCGCUUGCUUCACAUGACUGAUUUUAAAUAAUUGAAAUUGUAUAAAUCGUUUUAUAAAUAAAAAAGAUAUAUGUUAUUAAGAAAGACCUAAAAUUAUUAAAAAUAUUACAAGUCGUGUGAAGUUCCUUUAACUCUUCUAACGAAUAACGUUUUAUCGUCACUUCAACUUUGCUCAAUUUAGAAUAAUUUGGUUUCAAUUAAAAAAAAAAACUUUUUUUUUUUUAUUACACGAGAAUUGUGGUUGUGACUUAAUAUAGUACUGGCAAGAAAUUUAAAAGUUCCUUUUUUAAAAAGUGACAGUGAAAUGUUAUUCACAUAUUUAUUUCUUAUUCUAACAUUAGUCAGUAUGUUUGAACAACGAAAUUAAAAAAAAUAAUAACACAACGUUUUAUUUUCAAACAAUCCUUUUUGUGAAUAAAUAUUAGAAAUAAAUUCUAAAUUCUGUAUGCAUGCUGUAUGCAACAACAAGUAUGUAUGAAUAAAUAUAUAAGUACGUGAAAUUAUAUUAAAAUGAUGUAUUAAAUUAAAAUAAAAUUCUAAUAAUAAAUGUA
This is a messenger RNA of Vanessa tameamea, 9691 nucleotides long. RefSeq names its product tyrosine-protein kinase receptor (gene Alk). Lineage: Eukaryota; Metazoa; Arthropoda; Insecta; Lepidoptera; Nymphalidae. Gene Ontology annotation, cellular component: signaling receptor complex; plasma membrane. Bases 661 to 5862 code for a protein of 1733 amino acids. Gene Ontology annotation, molecular function: transmembrane receptor protein tyrosine kinase activity; ATP binding; protein binding. The transcript is spliced from 29 exons. The record is from RefSeq and is a predicted model, not a curated record. Gene Ontology annotation, biological process: positive regulation of kinase activity; multicellular organism development; regulation of neuron differentiation.